Molecule: messenger RNA, 1386 nt
Organism: Dama dama (fallow deer)
Lineage: Eukaryota; Metazoa; Chordata; Mammalia; Artiodactyla; Cervidae
Product: eukaryotic initiation factor 4A-I-like
Exons: 1
Coding region: 376-1236 (286 amino acids)
Molecular function (GO): RNA helicase activity; RNA binding; ATP binding
Source: RefSeq, a predicted model, not a curated record
UAGUUUCUAAGGAUCAUGUCUGCGAGUCAGGAUUCCCGAUCCAGAGACAAUGGCCCCGAUGGGAUGGAACCCGAAGGCGUCAUCGAGAGUAACUGGAAUGAGAUUGUCGACAGCUUUGAUGACAUGAACCUCUCAGAGUCACUCCUCUGUGGCAUAUAUGCCUAUGGUUUUGAGAAGCCCUCUGCCAUCCAGCAGUGAGCCAUUCUUCCUUGUAUCAAGGGUUAUGAUGUGAUUGCUCAAGCCCAAUCUGGGACUGGGAAAACAGCCACUUUUGCCAUAUCAAUUCUGCAACAGAUUGAAUUAGAUCUAAAGGCCACCUAGGCCUUGGUCCUGGCACCCACUAGAGAGUUGGCCCAGCAGAUACAGAAGGUAGUUAUGGCCUUAGGAGAUUACAUGGGUGCCUCGUGCCAUGCCUGCAUUGGGGGUACCAAUGUACGUGCUGAGGUGCAGAAGCUGCAGAUGGAAGCCCCUCAUAUCAUCGUGGGUACCCCAGGCCGUGUGUUCGACAUGCUUAACCGGAGAUACUUGUCUCCCAAAUACAUCAAGAUGUUUGUACUGGAUGAAGCUGAUGAAAUGUUAAGCCGUGGAUUCAAGGACCAGAUAUAUGACAUAUUCCAGAAGCUCAACAGCAACACCCAGGUGGUUUUGCUGUCAGCUACAAUGCCUUCUGAUGUGCUUGAGGUGACCAAGAAGUUAAUGAGGGAACCAAUUAGAAUUCUUGUCAAGAAGGAAGAGUUGACGCUGGAGGGUAUCCGUCAAUUCUACAUCAAUGUGGAACGAGAGGAGUGGAAGCUGGACACACUGUGCGACUUGUAUGAAACCCUGACCAUUACCCAGGCAGUCAUCUUCAUCAACACCCGGAGGAAGGUGGACUGGCUCACCGAGAAGAUGCAUGCCCGAGACUUCACGGUCUCUGCCAUGCACGGAGACAUGGACCAAAAAGAACGAGACGUUAUCAUGAGGGAGUUCCGCUCUGGCUCUAGCAGAGUAUUGAUUACCACUGACCUACUGGCCAGAGGCAUUGAUGUACAGCAAGUUUCCUUAGUCAUCAACUAUGACCUCCCCACCAAUAGGGAAAACUACAUCCACAGAAUUGGUCGUGGUGGACGUUUUGGCCGUAAGGGUGUGGCUAUUAACAUGGUGACAGAAGAAGACAAGAGGACUCUUCGAGACAUCGAGACCUUCUACAACACCUCCAUUGAGGAAAUGCCCCUCAAUGUUGCUGACCUCAUCUGAGGGGGGCUGUUGUGCUACCUAGCACCAGCCAGGGAUAAAACCUUGGAGGGGGCUGAGGAGCAGCAGGAGGGGGGAGGGAAGGGAGCCAAGGGAUGGACAUCUUGUCAUUUUUUUCUUUUUUUUUUUCUUUGACUCUUUGAAUAAAUGUCA